AUGGGUAAUACUCCACCCCACCAUAAAAGACGUUUUUCUGGGGAAAGUUCUGGUGGAUUCCCAAACCCUACACCACCUAGUGUCAGUGUUAUUACCCCUCCAUCAAAAAAACGAAAUACGCAUAGUUUAACAAAUUUAUCCCGUUCUGCUCCAGCUGAUUAUCCAAAUGAUGAAAUGUCAAUAAUGAAUGAUGAUAGUGCUAGUCUUCAUGAUGAAGAUACUAUAUCGAUUGAUGAAGCUACUUCAAUGAUGCGAGCUACUAGUCUACGUGAACCUAUCAAUACUAUUAUCAACAAUGCUCCUACUCAUGAUAAUUCUAAUGCCAUGAACCGAUUAGGUUGUCGUCGUAUUAUACCAUCUUCCGGUGGUGAUGAUGAGAUGUUACUGUCUAAUUUUCUUCAACAAAGACCAUCUAGUGCAGAUCCAUCGUGUUUUAUAGAUGAACAACAUAUAAUGCAUAAGUUAAAUCAACGAUCACAAUUUAUGUCAAGUAAUAAUACUCCGACAGAUCGUGCAAAAACUUUACCAACUAGGAAUUUGGCUAGUUUAAAACUUCCAACUGUUUUUCGAUGGAAUGGUGGUGGUAAAGAGAUAUAUAUUAGUGGAACAUUUAAUAAUUGGGAAAAAAGAAUUCCUAUGGUUAAAAGAAACUCAGGAGUUUAUGUGAUUAUCGAUUGUAAACCAGGUACUCAUCAAUAUAAGUAUUUUAUAGAUGGAGCAUGGUAUCAUGACCCGACUAAACCAACUGUAGAUAAUGAAUAUGGUACAAAAAAUAAUGUUGUUCAUGUGAAAUCAUCGGAUUUCGAUGUUCUACAUGCAUUGGAACAAGAUCAAGCUAGUAGUCGACGUCGUUCAAAUAGUUCCGAACCUAGUGAUGUGGAUGGUUUGAGUCAUUCGCCUCCUGGAGAAUAUGGUCGUUUUAUACCUACAGAUAUAUGUGAAUUAAAAAAUCAAUCAACAUCAGUACAAACUAGACAUAUGUCAAUUUCACCAAGUGUUAAAUCAAUACCUCAACCGCCUUUAUUACCACCGCAUUUAUUACAGGGUAUUCUAAAUAUGGACACAAACAUUCAUUGCGAUCCAAAUCUGCUGCCUCAACCAAAUCAUGUCAUUGUCAACCACUUAUAUGCCCUUUCGAUAAAGGACGGUGUAAUUGUGCUCAGUGUAAUUACUCGCUUCAGGCAAAAGUUUGUAUCAACCCUUUUUUAUAAACCAAUUGAAGGAUGACCAAAUAGUAUGCAUUACACAGACAGAAUACGAUAUCUUUUUGGUUGCUAUAACAUAUCAAGGAAUGAGCAGUUGCAAUAUACCGCUACAAACUUGCUAUAUAUAUAUAUACAUACUUUGUAAACCCACUUUUAGCCCCGUAAAAAUUUUUUUAAAGAAAAAACUACAUCGUCUUUUCGUGAUUUCUUAUAGAGAUAAACAAUUAAUUAUUUUUUUUUUAAAAAAAACAUUCAUUUAUUAUUAAAACAAAUCAUUUGGAAUUAAAAAUAUCAAAGAGGAAAUUGAACACCUAACAGACUACUACCAUAACAAAACUUAAAUAUACACAAAAAUGCUGCCAAUUUGAAAAGUUCUAAGAAAUUACACGAAAUAAAGAGCACAAAAUCUGUAAACAUAAAAGUUGGUAAGAAUUAACUGUUGAGCGAAAAUAAAUGCAGUAGUAAAUAUUAUUAAAUAAAUAGUAACAGUUAGAAAACUUUAGGUAUAAAUCGAUACGGCACUAGAGCUGCAUACUUUUGCCAUGCUGGGCCAUGUCUUCUUAAACAAGCGUCCUCCACAACCCUGGCACGAUGAAUAAGAUUGAGA
Molecule: messenger RNA, 1812 nt
Organism: Schistosoma turkestanicum
Lineage: Eukaryota; Metazoa; Platyhelminthes; Trematoda; Strigeidida; Schistosomatidae
Source: the annotation of a GenBank genome assembly